Eupeodes corollae is the source of this 1749-nucleotide messenger RNA. RefSeq names its product UDP-glucosyltransferase 2-like. The transcript is spliced from 3 exons. Lineage: Eukaryota; Metazoa; Arthropoda; Insecta; Diptera; Syrphidae. The coding region runs from base 133 to 1722 and encodes 529 amino acids. The record is from RefSeq and is a predicted model, not a curated record. Gene Ontology annotation, molecular function: UDP-glycosyltransferase activity.
AAACCAUUGUAAGUGCAAACAAUAUAAUAAUGAUAAAUUUGCUGGAAAGAACUUCUUAGCCACAUUUGAAAUUGGACAACCAUCCCGACUGCUUACUUUGUCCUUAAAUUCCAUUCAUACAUAAAAUAUAAAAUGAAUUUGCAAUUAAAAAGCAGUUUAACAGUUUUCAUACUUCUUAUCCAACUCUUGAAAACGUCAGAAGCUUCAAAUAUCCUUGGUGUUUUCCUGACACACAGUCCAUCCAAUGUGAUUCAUCAUAUGGCCGUAGUUCGAGCUUUAGUUGAACGUGGUCAUAAUGUCACCGUGAUAACAUCGAUCCCCUUGAAGGCAGUUGAUUCAAAACCUCCUCGAUAUAGACACAUAUUUCUCAAGCAAGAAGAACUCUCCCAAAAGGACAUGGACGCCAUUAUAAAUGAAGCCAAAUCGACACCGGCUCAUUUGAAAAUCUUCAAAGUGUAUUCGCUGAUCAGGAAAAUAAUCAACCAAUAUUCAGAAUUUACAUCGGAUCCAGAUUUCGUGAAUUUCAUGAAAGAGGAUAAUCAUUUUGAUUUGAUGAUUCUGGGUUACGCUUUCAAUGACCUGCCUUUGGGAAUAGCAGCUCAUUUUAAGUGUCCAGUAGUGGUGUCGUUUCCCAUUCAACCUUUUGGUCAUGUGUCUCGGUUGAUUGGGAAUCCAACGCAUACGUCAUUUGUGCCGUUUUCACCAUUCAUGGAAUCAAAUCCAAUGGAUAUUUCUGGAAGGAUAAUAAAUGUUUUCCUCAGCACUGCCGAGAGACUUCUUACCAUGUUAUUGCACUUUUUUUCUGAGAGGCUUUAUGAGAAAAACUUCCCUUCGGACCGUUAUCGAUCGUUAUCAGAGAUGAAAGAAAAUAUAUCCCUAAUCCUGUUCAAUCAUCAUUUCAGUGAGGGUCCUGUGAGGCCUUUAGUUCCAGGUCUGGUUGAAAUUGGUGGAAUUCAAAUAAAGGAUAAACCUGAUCCAUUGCCUAAGGAUAUUGAAAGGUUUCUAGAAAAGUCUGAAAAAGGUGCAAUUUUGUUCAGUCUGGGCUCCAAUGUUCGUGAACAUCAUUUAGGACCAAAUAGCACCACCAUCAUCUACAAAGUGCUUUCAUCCCUGCCUUAUAAUGUUAUCUGGAAAUUUGAUUCUGAUAAGGAGCUGCCAGGGAAUUCAACAAAUAUCCUUGUUUCAAAAUGGCUUCCACAGGACGAUAUUCUAGCUCACAGGAAUCUUAAACUUUUCAUAAAUCACGGUGGCAAAGGCAGCAUAACUGAAUCAGAAUACCACGAAGUACCAAUGGUUUCACUGCCGGUCUAUGGGGAUCAGCCUAAAAAUGCUGCAAUCAUGCAAAAUAAAGGACAUGGCAUUGUAUUGGACUAUCGAAUCCUAUCAGAAGAUUCUUUAAGAGAAACUGUGCUAGAAGUAAUGCAAAAUGAUAAAUAUAGAAAUGCAGUGCAAAAGUUUUCAAGAGUCUACCGCGAUCGACCUUUGACCGCACGACAAAAUGCCGUCUAUUGGAUUGAGUAUGUGAUAAGACAUCAAGGAGCCAAACAUAUGCAAAGUCCUUUGAAAUCAAUGAAUUUCUUCGAGGAAAACAGUCUCGAUGUGUUUGUGAUAUUGUUUUGUGUUGUUUUUUUAAUUGUUAAAUUUGUAAAUUUAUUUGUUAAGUUAUCAUUUAGAGCGGCGGAGAAAAUGGCUGAAUUAGCUUUGAAACAAAAAUUAGAAUAAAAUUUCUCAAAUAGUUUUGUAUAAUUA